Molecule: messenger RNA, 222 nt
Organism: Lathyrus sativus (Indian pea)
Lineage: Eukaryota; Viridiplantae; Streptophyta; Magnoliopsida; Fabales; Fabaceae
Source: the annotation of a GenBank genome assembly
AUGUACCCAAUGAAUGGAUCAAGAGGUAUAUUGGCAACAUCAAAACCUAAGAAACAAGAAAAGAAUGAAUCUGGCGAAAUGGGGCUAGCAACUAAAGAGAUGAUUGACCCUGUAGUCGCCUAUAGCCGGCCUCCGCCGCUUCCUCCUGUUAUAGGACCUUUGGUUGCUCUCUCACUGUUGGAUACAUGGUGGAACCGCAAAGCCGAUGAUGACGGCAAGUGA